Messenger RNA from Rotaria sp. Silwood2, 996 nucleotides. NCBI's taxonomy places the organism in Eukaryota, Metazoa, Rotifera, Eurotatoria, Philodinida, Philodinidae. The record is from the annotation of a GenBank genome assembly.
AUGGGUAGUUUAUUGUCAUGCUCAACGCGGAAGAUCGAUGCAAGAAUUCGAACAAAAGAUGGAAAUGAAUUACGAAUCUCUCAAAAAGACUUAGUUGAGCACAUCUUGUUACUUCGCCAAGUGAUUGCUCAUCCAGAAAUGACUAACGACGGACAAAGAUUGGAUCACUUCAUUAACGAUUAUUGUGAACGAAUGGCGCGACUAGAAAUAAUUAACAAAGAUCAACACAUGCACCUUCCAUGGGAAAUUGAAUGGAUUUGGCACGUUCAUCGUCUUCAUCCUGUAAACUAUAGCAACGAUUGUACUAAACAACUUUCAGAUGGAGAAAUCCUCGAUAAAAAAGUUCUUAAAUAUCUACCUAAUCCUGAAAAGAAACAUGAUUCACAGAUUACAUCUUCAUCCACAAAAACCCGUUCAUCAUUCGUUCCCUCGAUCGAUUUGAGAGAAGCCAUCAUUCAUCAACGUGGUUUUCUUGAAAAAUUUAGAGAACAUUAUCUGUAUUCCUUCAACUUAAGAACUAUGCAUCGUUCAGAAUUCCUACGUUUGGUACUAAAUUAUAUAUAUUUCAUGAGAUUGCCUCACAAAAACCAAACGAUCGUACCAACUUUUGAUAUUGAUUUGAUAUGGCGUACACACAUGAGAAAUCCAUCACAGUAUCAAACUUUUUCAACAGAUUCCUGUGGUUUUAUUCUCGAUCAUUAUGAUGAGAUUGAGUCAAAUAUCGUAAAUAAUACUUAUCAGAAAACCGCUAAGCGAUUGGAGAAUACUUCUAAAUCAGGUUAUGAUGACAAUGUUGAUCAGAAACGUUUAGAAACAUCAGAAUACACAAGUUUAUCAGCAAAAGUUUCAGUGCCGAUUCAUAUUUCGAGUGCUAAUAGAGCAUUGUUAUAUAGUGCGAUCGAAGACGGUUGCGAAUCGGAUCAUGAAACCGGAGAGUAUCAUGAAGGUGGAGACUUUGGAAGUGGAGGAUGUGUUGGUAGAGCUGCCGACGAUUAA